UUGAGUCAGAGUCGUGAGUCACGAGUGUUGGUGAUGUUGUUGAUUCAUGCUGAGCAUCUCAUCCGAUCGACCGACCGACACACGAACCAUCCUAACAGCAGCAACCCCGCACAACAGUCACGAGUACUGGAUAUCAGCUUGAUCCAGUAUCCCUGGCGACUAUCUGCGUGCCAAGCCAAGUUCUGCGAGCCUCGUUCCGGCACCCUCGUCUAAGGUGUGCUGCCGUGGUCCAUCUGGACAGCAGACAUCGUACCACUGCGCACGGACAAUUCAUCCUUCCGUCUUCUGACGAGUCGAGCAUCGCCGUCGUAGCGAGCAGAUCAUCAUUGAAGCACGACACCCUUCUGCAGCACAGCAUGACCCGCGCACAGCGCUUCGGAACAGGUCUAGGGGCAGCAGUGCUGGUGUAUGCGCUCCUCUGGCUGGAUAUUUUGCCUCUCCCGCUCGUCAGCAAUGAGGUCAAGUGGGAAAUAUUGCCUGUGAUUCCCUGGUGGGUCCUCGUCAGCACGGGCUCCUACCUCCUUUACGGUAUUGGCUGGGGUCUCUACAACUUCAACGAUGUCCCCCAAGCGUAUGAUGAUCUCAUGGUGGAUAUCAAAGAUGCGAAGGAGUAUCUCGGAUCGCGGGGGGUCGACAUCUGAGCUAGACCGUCGGAGUCGAAGAGACUGGAAUGACUCUAUGUCAGGCCUGCACUGCACAUCGAAAUCGUAUUUGUACCUCGAUUGACGCCUUGAGAUGGAGCGUGUGGACAUGGAGCGCCAAGCGUCUUGAGGAAGGGGACAUGCGAGCGAAAAUUCAGGUGAGCGUGGUCGUGACUUGUCCGACUACAUCGGUCGGAAAGAGCAACGGAC
Messenger RNA from Ceraceosorus guamensis, 851 nucleotides. Its product is annotated as dolichol-phosphate mannosyltransferase subunit 3. The record is from RefSeq and is a predicted model, not a curated record. Gene Ontology annotation, biological process: GPI anchor biosynthetic process. The transcript has 3 exons. Gene Ontology annotation, cellular component: endoplasmic reticulum membrane; dolichol-phosphate-mannose synthase complex. Bases 357 to 641 code for a protein of 94 amino acids. Lineage: Eukaryota; Fungi; Basidiomycota; Exobasidiomycetes; Ceraceosorales; Ceraceosoraceae.